UGCGCCAUGGAGCUCUGGCGGCCGCCGCCCCCUGCGCCGCCGGGCUAGGGCAAUGCGGGCGGCCCUGGCGCGCAGUCCCCGCAGGCACCAUGAACCCCCUGCUCCGCCGCCUGCUGCUCGCUGCGCUCCUGCAGCUGGCCCCCGCCCAGGCCCCGGUUCCCCAGCCUGAUGCCCCUGGGCACCCGAAGAAAGUGGUGUCCUGGAUGGACGUGUAUGCCCGUGCCACCUGCCAGCCGCGGGAAGUGGUGGUGCCCUUGACUGUGGAGGUCAUGGGCACCGUGGCCAAACAGCUGGUGCCCAGCUGUGUGACCGUGCAGCGCUGCGGCGGCUGCUGCCCCGACGACGGUCUGGAGUGUGUGCCCACUGGGCAGCACCAAGUCCGAAUGGAGAUCCUCAUGAGCCGCUACCUAAGCAGUCAGCUCGGCGAGAUGUCCUUGGAGGAACAUAGCCAGUGUGAAUGCAGACCAAAAAAGAGGGAGAGUGCCGUGAAGCCAGACAGGGCUGCCACGCCCCACCACCAGCCCAAGCCCCGCUCCAUUCCGGGCUGGGACUCUGCCCCCGGAGCGCCCUCCCCAGCUGACACCACUCAUCCCACUUCAGCCCCAGGCCUGUCUGCCCACGCUGCCCACAGCGCCGCCAGCGCCCUGACCCCCGGACCUGCAGCUGCCGCUGCCGACACCGCAGCUACCUCCGUUGCCAAGGGCGGGGCUUAGAGCUCAACCCAGACACCUGCAGGUGCCGGAAGCUGCGAAGGUGACAUACUGCGCUCCAGACUGAGUGGGGCUGCUGUCUCACAGGCCACUGGCAGUGGGGAAGAGGGAAGGCUGGGGCGAACACUCCUAGCCCAGCUGCCACUUGUCCUGGGUACAUGCUGCUCCUCGAGGCCCCCUCUGGCCAGCCUCAUCGCCCUGCAGCUGCCAUCUAAUGGGGCACACUGAGUAGGGUCAGGAGACCUGGAGGCAGCCAAGAGGGGUCACCACCAGUUUAGGGGAGCAUGGGGUGCCGGGCAAACAUCUCCUGCAUCUCUUUAUCUGCCAACCGUGGCAUUUGGGCUUUGCUAUGAAAACUGUGACCUCCCCCCACAUCCCCUGCCCCUGAUAAAAGAUGAGAGA
Ochotona curzoniae (black-lipped pika) is the source of this 1112-nucleotide messenger RNA. It is a transcript of the gene VEGFB, whose product is annotated as vascular endothelial growth factor B. Gene Ontology annotation, molecular function: growth factor activity; vascular endothelial growth factor receptor 1 binding; chemoattractant activity. Gene Ontology annotation, biological process: positive regulation of protein phosphorylation; response to hypoxia; sprouting angiogenesis. Lineage: Eukaryota; Metazoa; Chordata; Mammalia; Lagomorpha; Ochotonidae. The record is from RefSeq and is a predicted model, not a curated record. The transcript has 7 exons. Bases 90 to 713 code for a protein of 207 amino acids. Gene Ontology annotation, cellular component: membrane.